Messenger RNA from Fusarium poae, 1413 nucleotides. RefSeq lists its product as uncharacterized. The transcript has 4 exons. Bases 1 to 1413 code for a protein of 470 amino acids. Gene Ontology annotation, biological process: carbohydrate metabolic process. The record is from RefSeq and is a predicted model, not a curated record. Lineage: Eukaryota; Fungi; Ascomycota; Sordariomycetes; Hypocreales; Nectriaceae.
AUGUACCGUCUUGUUUCAUUCUUUUUGGGCGUAGCAGCUGUAUCUGCUAAUUGUCCCAAUUACGAGCAAUUCGCCCGUGAACGGCACGAGCCCCUCUCAUCUGGGCGCUAUGAGUUCCCGCUUCAGCGCCCCAGCAAAGAUUGUCGCACCUAUUCAGUGCCAGCGGUUGAGCAUGUGAUUUACGAGGAAAUGGAUCAAGCGAUUGGUGAUCCAGAUCUUUAUCGUUUGUUUUUGAAUACAUGGCCCAACACUUUGGACACGACUGUGAAGUGGAGGGGUGUGUCAGCGGAUAACGCUGAUGAAGAGUUAGCAUUUAUCACCACAGGUGACAUAAAUGCGCAAUGGAUUCGCGAUAGCUCAAAUCAGCUGCAGUCAUAUAAAUCAGUUCUGUCCUCUGACGAUAUCGCCUCUCUUUUCAGAGGCGCAAUCAAUUUACAAGCUCGAUACCUCACAAAGUCGCCCUUCUGCAACGCCUUUCACCCUCCACCCGAAGCCAAGCUACCUCGAGCAAAGCGAUCCAUUCAGUCUCGAGAUACUGUGAGUCCGAAAUACGACCCCGAAUUCGUCUUCGAGUGCAAGUACGAGCUCGACUCCCUCGCCGCCUUUCUCCAACUAUCAUGGGACUACUACGAAGAGACGGAAGACGGUGACUUCUUUGGAAAGUUUGGCUGGGUAGAGGCCGUAAGGAAGAUCCUUAAGGUCGCUGAGCACAUGCAGGAGGGAACAUAUGACGAGCAAGGCAUGGUACAGAAGCCAGCCUACACAUGGUUGCGUAAUGCGGAUAGUGCUUCAGAAACAGUCUCCAACCAUGGCCACGGAGCUCCUAUAAAAGGCCACAUUGGCCUUGUUCGCAGCUUCUUCCGGCCAUCUGACGAUUCCUGCAUCUAUCAGUACCUUAUACCCGCAAACAUGAUGUUUUCGAGGUAUCUCGCCUCAUGCGUCAAGAUAAUGCGGCCUCUGGAUGAGGAAUUGGCCAAGAAGAUGGAAGCUAUGGCGAGUGGUAUUGAGUACGGUAUCAAUCAGCAUGCUAUCAUCCAGCAUCCCGUAUACGGAGAGAUGUACGCCUACGAGAUUGACGGAUUUGGUUCCCACAGUCUCAUGGAUGACGCGAAUCUGCCUUCUCUGCUUAGUAUUCCGCACAUGGGUUACAAGCCAGCUUCGCAGCACGUCUACGAUAACACCCGCGCUUUUGUUCUUAGUCCAUCCAACCCCUACUACGCACGAGGGCCAGUCCUCAACGCCACAGGUGGACCGCAUCUCGGCCCUGGGAUGGCAUGGCCUAUGGGACUUAUCGUCCAGCUCCUGACAAGCGAUGACGACGACGAGAUUGUUGAUGGGAUUCAAGCAUUGGACAAGAUCAUGGUUCUCAUGGGCGAAUGGCUUGUUUGGACAAAUGAUCUUGGAUUUGUAUAA